Messenger RNA from Cannabis sativa, 1157 nucleotides. RefSeq lists its product as uncharacterized. Lineage: Eukaryota; Viridiplantae; Streptophyta; Magnoliopsida; Rosales; Cannabaceae. Gene Ontology annotation, cellular component: EMC complex. The transcript is spliced from 7 exons. Gene Ontology annotation, biological process: protein folding in endoplasmic reticulum. The coding region runs from base 254 to 796 and encodes 180 amino acids. The record is from RefSeq and is a predicted model, not a curated record.
GAAAACUGAUUUAUAUAUUUAUAUGUAACCCCUAAUUUCCUCUCUCGUUUUCUAUUUAGUUCUCUCUCUCCUUGUUCCUUCUCUCUAACUCCCAAACUCACCGGCGCUAACCGGAUCAGGCCACGCGGACGCAGUCACUGCUACCUUCACUGUCACUCGGUGAGAUAAACAGAGAAGGUAAUCCAAGCGGAAGAAGUGAAUACUGAAGGAGGAGGCUGCGAAAAUCUAAUAAAAUAUCGAAAUUUUUAGAGAGAUGGAGAAGGGAAAGGGAGUGAUGGGUGGAGGUCGUAGAUGGGCGGUUGACUUCUCAGACUACUCUAGUUCCCCUUCUUCCCGUGAUGUUCCUGAUCCUCCUGGUUUCUCUCGCGCCGCCCUCGAUCAGGAUGAUUCCGUUGUCAGUCGCCAGAAGAAGGAUGCUGAAGCUUCUUGGAAAUCCCAGAAAGCUUGGGAAGUGGCACAGGCACCCUUUAAAAAUUUGAUGAUGAUGGGAUUCAUGAUGUGGAUGGCUGGAAGUACAGUGCAUUUAUUUAGCAUUGGAAUUACUUUCUCUGCUCUUUGGCAGCCCAUUAGUGCCUUGCAGGGUGUGGGAAAGGUUUUUGAGCCUUACAAAGACAGCAAGGUUGAUCUUCUUGCUCCAAAGUUGCUGUUCAUUGCCCUAAAUUUGGGAGGUCUAGCUCUAGGUGUUUGGAAGCUUAACACUUUGGGGUUACUUCCCACACAUGCAUCAGACUGGGUUUCAUCCUUACCCCCUCCUCAGGAGGUUGAAUUUUCGGCUAGUGGCCUUCCUCUACAUUGAUUUUAAUGGUAAUAAAUUUCGGUUUAAACAUGCAUCGAUCGUUGAUCUCUGAACUCUGAUUGAAACAUACUGGAGCAGUGGAUAGGCCCUUUAUGGGCUGAUGGUUCCUUGCUCAGCAUGGACGAUGUACCAGUAUUUUCUUAAAAAUAUUUAAGGAUGAAAGUUCAUAUUAUGUGGAGAAAGAAGACUAGUUUUUGUAGUAGACUUGAUAUCUUAUUGGAUAAUGAAAAGGUUUUCUUCUUUAGUAGAUAGUAUAAAUGUUAUUAAAAAAUAUUUCAGGUUGUUUAAAUUCUCGGAUGAAAUACGAACGAUAUUUGUGUAGUUUAUGCAUGAAAUGGAAAGUAGUUAACUUCAUAUUGAA